Messenger RNA from Anguilla rostrata (American eel), 1669 nucleotides. Its product is annotated as major intrinsically disordered NOTCH2-binding receptor 1-like. The record is from RefSeq and is a predicted model, not a curated record. NCBI's taxonomy places the organism in Eukaryota, Metazoa, Chordata, Actinopteri, Anguilliformes, Anguillidae. The transcript has 3 exons. The coding region runs from base 412 to 993 and encodes 193 amino acids.
AUAGAGGUGAUACGAGGAUGUUCUGGCCUGUGGAGACGAACAGCCGUCUCCAUCAAUUACAUUUGAAGUGCCUGAAACGGCGGUAGGCUAGUCUUCACCGCAAGCCCCGUCGCUGGAUAAGGAGGCAGAUUAAUCUCAACUGCCAAACUUGCGGCUCGGCGAUCUACAUCUUGGAUGACGUAAGUGUUUAUGACCGCCGUCUCGUCUGUACGCACGCGUGCGGCGGAGUCUAAUUUCAGUUCCUUGGUGGUCGGGUAAUGUGGCGUGGUAAUAAGGCCAGGUACAGUUACACGCGGCUGCCAAAGACGCUGCCGCUUUCAUGAAUAAUUAAGAGGCGGUCGCGGCUACCUGUUCUUACCGGCGAGUUUGAGCUGGCUCAGCGAAGAGAACGGAGGAAGAGUGCGGAGAAACAUGGACCUGUCGGUCCUGCCGAACAAUAACCACCCGGAGAAGUUCCUCCAGCUGGACGUGAACACGCUGCGGGCCAGCCACGGGAUGUUCGAUCGCGUGGGGUUCGCCGCGGGAGCUGCGUUGUCCGGGCAACGGCAGUGGCAGAACAGAGUUUACUCACAGCGGGAGCACAGCGCUGUGAACGUGCGAAGCUCGUCCGCGGGGGGUAGCCCGGCGUUUACGGACCGGGUCCUGGAGAAGCACAUCACGCCGGUCACGCUCAAGACCAAGACCAACCCCCUCUACUCCGACCCCAGGGCUGACCGGGACGAGUGGGAGAGCAGGACGCCCAAACCGUCCUGGACCAUCCAGGAUUUCGACAGGCACUCGACGCAACCCGACCUGGCGGGCUAUUUAAAGGAGGAUCCCGGGGAUCUGAGCUUCUGGCUGGAGGAUCUGUACACCCCCGGCUACGACUCCCUUCUGAAGAAGACGGAAGCGGAGCAAAAGAGGAACAAAGUUUGCAAAAUCGUGACUCUGGUUGUUGUGUCCCUGUGCGUCCUCGUUGUGGUCAUCACGGUUCCAAUAGUGGUCACACGGUGAUUAAUGCCAGGAUGCCAACGAACUGAAGCUGCCACCCUGAGGGGUUUUCCACAAAGACGAUGAUUUAUUCUGUUCAAAAAGAGAGAGAUUUAUUUUCCAAAUGCAUGCCUUUUUUUAAAAAAGGGGCUAAUUUGUUACGUUAUUUUUCCUUUCUGUUUGUGGUGGGGAGGAAAUCAGGAUGUCUAAAUAUUGCCGUGACAACAAAGCCCUGUGUGGUGACAUGUUGAUAGUCACGUGUAGGUGCAGGGCUGUUGUCUGGCUCUGGAGGUGGGGUGGGUGGGUUAUUGGGGUGGUGGGGGGGGCAAUGGUCUCUGAACUUGUGGCAGGUAUCAUUGUCCCGGGCCCUGGAUUAAAACGAUUUUGUCCUUGGCCCAAAAAUUUCACCCGGCAACCAUUGCUUAGUAUUACUAACGCAUACAGUAAGUGUUCAAUUAAAGAUACGUCUAUCAUCGACUUUCCCCACAUCCCAAACCCAGCACAUUAAAUACUGGAACUAACUGGCCAAAAUAUAACCUUGCUGUCUGACCUGCAGUCAUAAUGAUAUGAAUAAUAUGCGCAUUAUUUUAUAUGACUGCUGAAUUAAUAUCAGCAUGUUAUUUAAUAUGCACAGGGUAGACUACUGUGUAAUCUCAGGAGUGUGGUGAGGGUAUUUUCGUUUGAAUAGUAUUAAGGGUUU